This is a messenger RNA of Rubroshorea leprosula, 1228 nucleotides long. NCBI's taxonomy places the organism in Eukaryota, Viridiplantae, Streptophyta, Magnoliopsida, Malvales, Dipterocarpaceae. The record is from the annotation of a GenBank genome assembly.
CACCUACUACAUGAACCCCAUAUGUGUAUACAUACCAUCUCAGAGAGAAAGAGAGGGUAAGCUGAAGUAAUGGCUAGCACCGUCCACUUCAAUUUUGUUGUUGUAACUCAGCCCUGUGCUUCCCUCUAUACUUCUUCUUCUUCUUCUUCUUCUUCAAAUUCCAAGCUCAAACUCCACAACCCUUUUUCCUCCCCCAGUUUUCCUCUUAUCCCACAUAAGUCUUCUAUUUCUCUCCGUUCCAAUCGAACCCUUCUCUGCUCUGGUUACGGGAACCCUCCGCUGUCCAAAGCCCCCCAUUUCCGGGUUGUGGGAUUAGCUAAGGCUGAGCCGCCAUUGAAGGUAAUGAUAUCAGGGGCUCCUGCAUCUGGUAAAGGUACACAAUGCGAGCUCAUCAAGAAUAAAUAUGGUGCGGUGCAUAUUGCUGCCGGAGAUUUGCUGAGAGCUGAAGUUGCUGAAGGAAGUGAAAAUGGGAAGCGAGCAAAGGAAUACAUGGAGAAAGGGCAGUUGGUGCCAAAUGAAAUAUUAGUCAAGAUGGUGAAGGAGCGUCUUUUACGGCCAGAUUCCCUAGAAAAUGGCUGGCUUUUAGAUGGAUAUCCUAGGAGCACAUCACAGGCAGCAGCUCUUCAGGAAUUUGGGUUUCAGCCUGAUAUUUUCAUUUUAUUAGAAGUUCCUGAGGAGGUUCUUGUUGAGAGAGUGGUAGGACGGAGGUUAGAUCCAGUUACAGGGAAGAUAUACCACUUAAAGUAUUCACCCCCUGAGACUGAAGAAAUUGCGGCCAGGCUUACCCAACGCUUUGAUGAUACUGAAGAGAAGGUGAAAUUGCGGCUGCAUACCCAUCACCAAAACAUGGAGGCUGUACUUUCAAUAUAUGAAGAUAUUACUAUCAAGGUUAAUGGAAAUGCCCCCAAGGAGGAGGUGUUUGCUCAGAUCGACACAGCCCUGGCAAAACUACUUGAGCAAAGGAAUGCCAAUUUGGGAUCUUUAACGUGUUAACACUGGAAAAAAGAAGACGGCCUAGUAAUCUGCAACGAAUACAGUGUAAUGUUUACCAAGAUGCAUUGUAAUGACUUCUUUAAAAGAUGAAAAUCUUUCAAUAAAGAUUCUGAAUUUUAGAGAAUCUGUAUAUUAGUUCAUAGUUUUUUGUUACACAACUAAUUCCCCCCUUUCUCCAAUAUGAUCUGUAGACAAGCACUACCAAACGUGGUGAUCGCUUUAGGACCUCAACUUA